This is a messenger RNA of Penicillium canescens, 309 nucleotides long. RefSeq lists its product as uncharacterized. Lineage: Eukaryota; Fungi; Ascomycota; Eurotiomycetes; Eurotiales; Aspergillaceae. The transcript has a single exon. The coding region runs from base 1 to 309 and encodes 102 amino acids. The record is from RefSeq and is a predicted model, not a curated record.
AUGGCCGAUAGUGCGCUCCCCAAUUUCUACCGGCAUUAUUCUGGCAAUAAUGACGACGACAACACCUCGCUCCCCUCCACAGAAAAAGGCCCCGACGAACCCCCACUAGUCGUCAGUGAAAUUGGCUGUGAUCUAGUUACGUUGCAAUGGAUCUCAGGACGGUCACAUGCUGCGCUCAGAAAUGAUUCCUCCUCGAACAUUCAUAUCGCUUCCAUACAGGAGGGAGCCACUGAUGUGUGGUACAUCGAUACAGUACUCCACCCAAGUCUGAAUGCCCGAUGCAUCGGACUACGGGUCUGGAUUCCUUAG